AUGGCACCGAAAAGAAAAGGACCUUUACAGUUGAUUCACAAAGACGUGGACACGAUUAAAAAGAAGGUUGAUUCUUUAGCGACUGAUGUGCGAAACAAGAGUGGACCCACCUCAGAUUUAAUCCAGAGGUGCCAAGAACUGCAGAUAAAUGGAGAAAAGACCCUAAAAGCACUUAACGCAUUGACAAAGGCAGAUGAACCAGCCCCGGUUGGGAACUAUGAUCAGAGGAAACAAGAGGAAGUAACAAAACUGCAGAACAUACUGAAGCUUUUGGAGACAUUGUUUUUGGAGCUGUCACCGCCAGGACCCAGCUCGACGACAGAGGACAUAACGACUGAAGCUGGUGAGAAAGAGGAGGAAGAGGCAGACGACAGUAAUGAGAUCAGUGAUGAGGAUGAUGAUGAAGACACUGAGGAUGUGAGCCCCUCUCAGUCAGACCUCCGCUGUUACACCGUCCUCAGUGACUUCAAUGGGGAACAAGAAGGAGAUCUGUCUGUGAAGAGAGGAGAAGUUUUGACCAUUAUUAGAAAAACAGCUGAUGGAUGGUGGCUUGCCCAAAACGCUGGAGGAAGCAGAGGAGUAGUGCCAAAAACCUUUUUAAAAUUUGGCCUCGGCGUGAGCGAAGAGGAAGAGAGUGACGAUGACGAAGGUGGCAGUGAUGAAAUGGAGGACGUCCCAGAAAAAUCAGAUGAAGAAAAAUGUGGAGAUGCCGAGAACAGACAAAGCACUCCUCACUCCAACUGGUCUACGGUGAGAAAAGCCUUGUCUGAGAUCGAUGCGACUGACGUCCUCUCUGCCAUGGGAGCGAUACCUUCAGGAUUCAGACCAUCAACCCUCAACAAACUGCUCACAGAAGAAGGCAUAAAAUACAAAGGAAGUCAUUACCUCCAGCCUGAACUCAGUGAAUCCCAGCUCUCGUUUAAAGACCUCUUCUUGGACCCAGACUCGGGCAGAGUCCGCCCUCGACAGGUUAAAGUUAACGUUUGUUUCACUCUGUGGAGCUGUAAGCAGAUUCCGACGCCUGGAGUGGGAGUCCAGGUCCUCAGUCGACACGUCCACCUCUGCGCCUUCGACGGGAAUCAGGUGUUAAGUAACAUCCACACGGUCAGAGCGACUUACAGCCCCAAGAAUCCAAAGACCUGGACCUUCUCACCGAGGAUGACGGGGAUCCUGCCCACUCUGCUCCAUGGAGACUGUUUUCUACGCUCCGACUCAUCCUCUCCGGAUCUCGGCAUCCUCUUUGAACUGGGAGUCACUUUUAUAAGAAAUUCAACCGGUGAAAGAGGAGACCUGAGUUGUGGCUGGGCUUUUCUGAAGCUGAUGGAUGACAGUGGAAACCUGCUUCCCAAUAGAACCUACGAACUUCCAGUUAACGGUGGGACGCCCUAUGAGAAAGACGUGGCAGUGGAAGCUUCCGUCAACAAAGGAUCCCCGACCGGUGUUUUCCAGCAGAUGCUCCAGUCCAGACGACAGCCCAAACUCAUUAUUAAACUGAAAUCUGCCGACAGCCGCACCAGGACACAGCUGAGCCUGCUCCCAGACACUCUGCUUCACUGUCUGAGCUGCGUCCACGUCCUGACUCUGCACAGACAGCUGCUGGCCGACGCCCUUCUGAUGGACAGGCCCACGAUGCAGAGCGCAGAUCUGAUCUGCAGCCCGGUUCUUGCCACGUUUCCUCAGCUUUUGGAUCAGCCCGAUCUGCUGGAUGCUCUCAGGAGCGCCUGGAUGGACGCCGACUCCAGCAUGAGCAGAUCACAGCGGAGAAACCAGUCCCACGUGAAGCAGGAGUUCUACAGAGUCUACAUGUCGUCUGUCUACUUCCUCCUCCACUGCCCCGCGCUGCCGAGCUACCGCUGGGCCGACCCCACCGCGGAGGAGCAGAGAGCGCGGGUCAUUUACACCACACUGGACUCACUCAAACACAAGCAGCAAAACAGCGAGACACUAGGGGGCGCUGACGUCUACCUGAGCCCGGACCACGAGCACCUGGCCUUUGAUAUCUCAGAGUGCAGCUUUGACCUCCUCAGUGUCGCAAGGUAA
Messenger RNA from Periophthalmus magnuspinnatus, 2040 nucleotides. It is a transcript of the gene nphp1, whose product is annotated as nephronophthisis 1. NCBI's taxonomy places the organism in Eukaryota, Metazoa, Chordata, Actinopteri, Gobiiformes, Gobiidae. Gene Ontology annotation, molecular function: protein binding. Bases 1 to 2040 code for a protein of 679 amino acids. The record is from RefSeq and is a predicted model, not a curated record. Gene Ontology annotation, cellular component: cytoplasm; cilium. The transcript has 20 exons. Gene Ontology annotation, biological process: protein localization involved in establishment of planar polarity.